Molecule: messenger RNA, 1473 nt
Organism: Adineta ricciae
Lineage: Eukaryota; Metazoa; Rotifera; Eurotatoria; Adinetida; Adinetidae
Source: the annotation of a GenBank genome assembly
AUGUAUACUAUUGUAACUACGGCAAUCCUGUUGAUUUUUCUUACUUCUGGACAUUAUACACUCGACGUUCAAUUUCAUUCAAAUACGCCGGAUGUCAUUCCAAAGGCCAGGACAUCGAAAGGUAUCACACUGAAAGUGGCAUUAUAUCCAUUUCUACCUGAUUCAGCCGGUGACAACUUUGCGAAUUUAACCCGAUUUAUUAGAGAAGAAUUCGUCAAAGUUCAACCUGAUAUCGAUCUUCAGCUUCGUCCACUAAGCCAAGACGCAGAUUUUUAUAGUCUAGCAACACUCAAGUCAUGGCUUCUAAGCAACGGCGAAGGAUACGAUAUAGUCGAAAUCGACACUGUCCUAUUGGGUGAUGUUGUCAAUGCUGGACUGAUCGCUCCGAUAUUUCCCAUUCCCGAUAAUCAUUCCGAUUGGCAUCCAACUGCUGCUCGUGCGGUUCAAUUUAAUCAAGUAGUGUAUGGUUAUCCACAUCUAAUGUGCGCUAAUUUUCUUUUUACUCGCAACGAACAAGUUGCUCAAGUAAAAACUCUGGAUCAAUUGAUUCAUAUUUUGGGUUCAACUCCUACCGACAAGUAUCGUCUAAUCGGAAAUUUAAAUUCCAGCUGGGAUUUACCUGGCCUCUGGGUUAACAGUUACCAAAACAGUAACGGCAUGGGUUCGGACGUACAAGCAUUCGCAGUUCAUUCUUACCAAACUACUUCAUUCGAAAGUAUGCGCAAAUUAUCGCAACUCUGUGAGCGAAGUGGAGGAGAAAAUUACUGUCUUAAUGGUGUAUUUAGAAACAAUGCAACGAUGAUAGCAUCGUUAUUCGCGACUAAACAGGCAGCGGCUAUGAUCGGAUAUUCCGAGCGAUUGUUUCUUAUUCUGAAAAAUACACAACCCGAUGAUUAUCUUAAUAUCAAAAUCAUUCCAUUAACAGUAGGAUCAGUUGAUAAUCAACCGAUUUACUUCACCGAUGCAUUUGUUUUUCGACGAAAUAUGUCGGACGACGUUGCAAAUGCCGCACGUUCAUUCGUGGAAUUCAUGAACACGCCUCGCAUGCAAGCUGCUGUUGUCGGCAGUGAAGAUAGUAUCAACCCGAAACUACGAUAUUUACUUCCAGUAUCACGAAAUGCUUUUAAUGAACCAAUCUUAGCAAAUGAUCGAUUUUAUCAACAAUAUUUUCGCAAUUUAAGUGUCGGUUAUCCAUUUACAACACUCGGGUUUCCAAAUGCACGUCAAGACAUUCAAAAAGCUAUUUAUGUUGACAAAGUGGAUCGACUUCCUGGUGGUUUCAUGAAUUUCACCUGUCGCAUACAUUUCAAAACUGAACUCGAACAUACUCCAUCGGAGAAAGUAGAUGGCGCUGAUAGUGAAGAUUGCGUAUCCUCCCUUUCCAAUCGUACGUCAAAUGAACGAAGCACGAGCCCUACAGCUACUGAAACAUGUGCCGUAUCAAAUCGACAACACGAAAUCAGGACUGGCUGA